Molecule: messenger RNA, 177 nt
Organism: Sphaeroforma arctica JP610
Lineage: Eukaryota; Ichthyosporea; Ichthyophonida
Exons: 1
Source: RefSeq, a predicted model, not a curated record
CUACGUGCUAUGAAGGCAAAGUUUGAGACCGUGGAGAUGGAGAAGGAACAAUCCGAUCGCAAGAUUGUGGAUCUACAAAAGCAGAUUGAACAUUUGGAAGACCGGGCUCAGGAUGAGAGAACAAAGUUCGAGAACCUGAAGAAGGAGCAUGACAACAUCAUCGCUGAGUUGUUAUAA